Molecule: messenger RNA, 1230 nt
Organism: Branchiostoma belcheri (Belcher's lancelet)
Lineage: Eukaryota; Metazoa; Chordata; Leptocardii; Amphioxiformes; Branchiostomatidae
Product: RWD domain-containing protein 2B-like
Exons: 2
Coding region: 109-987 (292 amino acids)
Molecular function (GO): protein binding
Source: RefSeq, a predicted model, not a curated record
CUCGAUGUGUAAAGUUACUGAUCUUUUUCGGAGAAUACUAUGUACUGUAUUUAAUGCCGUGCUCCUGUAGUUAGUUGAAUAACGUUACUUGGGUAACUUGGUUAAAUCAUGGCCGAUCUGACAUCGGCACUAGAGUUGCAGUUGUCGGAGAUCGAGCUCCUCGGCAGUAUGUUCCCGGGCCAGGGAGAGUUGGUCCUGGACCACCCCGCCACCUUGGCGGAUGUCCGGCAGUACGUGGACGGACAAACGGACGCAGCGCCGGCAGCCAGGCUGGAGUUCACGGUCAACCUUAAGGUACAGGAACCGCAACAGGCCCAGUUCUCUAUCCAGUGCUCCUUUCCUCACGACUAUCCUGAAACUCUUCCUGACAUCAGCAUCUGGACUGCCUCUAUAACACGUCAGAGACAGACUCAACUCAACCUGGAGCUGUCCCAAUACCUACAGUCCCUUCCCCGGGGAGAACUCUGUGUUAACUCCGCCCUGGAGUGGGUACAGGACAACGCUGCCAGGUUCCUCGACCAGGCCAGCCCCGCCAAACAAACCAGUCCAGUCGACACCCCGUCUCGAACGUUCGCACGGUACUGGAUCUACAGCCACCACAUACAGAGCAAGUUCAAAAGGAGGGACCUGAACGAAUGGGCAGGUAAACUGGGGGUAACCGGGUUCUACCUUCCCGGUAAACCUGGCAUCAUCUGUGUGGAAGGAGGGAAGGAGCGCUGCGAGGAAUACUGGAAGUGGGUUCGGGAACUGAACUGGAAGAAGAUUUCCCUCCGACACCACGAGGAAACGGAGCUGGCGGACGGGCAGGCCGUCGACAGCCUUCGGAAGUUCCAGGGAUUUGGGGAGAAAGUUUUUGGUGCUCAUAACUUUCAUGGGAGAAACUUCCACAUGGACCUGGGAGAGUUCUAUCAGUUCUUGAAGGAACACCACUGUGAGGCCAUCUAUGCCAUCCUGUUUGGUAUCGAGGGCAAGAGUACAGAGAGUUGAUGAAAUAAUCCACGUGCAAAAAAUAUGAAAAUUGUAUGUAAAUAUAGAUGUUGUCCAUUGUGCAGAGAUAAGAACAAAUUUUACUAUUAUAGAUAAUAUAAGUGAUUAUCAUCACCAUUUUGAGUGAGUGGCCCAAACUAAUAUAAUAACAAGAUAUGAUACUAUAGCCGUUGCUGCCUUAAUUACCUCUGUAAUACAUCUAUCUUUUACAUUAUAACUAUUGAAUAAAAUCUAUGGGAGACA